AUGAUGGACCUCGCAGGUGGCAACCACUCUCCCGACCUCAUGUCUGUACGGAGUGGGCUCUCGAGGAGAAGUGGGCAUACGGGAGUCUCGUCGUUGAGGUUCGACCCAAAGGACGACAAAAGCCGAGUUCCUGCCCCUUCUCAUCGGCAUGCCUCUCCUUCUGCCCCCUGGCCAUGGGUCGACCUCGAAGACGAGGUCAAUCGGGAGCAACUCGAGUCUCCUCUUCCGCCGAUUCCGCCACUGUGCGACCACGUUGACUGUGGCGGAUGCUGGAGGGGCUACCCACAGUCCCGAUUCCCAAACUGGACCAAACGACAGGUAACAAAAAGCAAGAUCAUGGGUGCCAUAAAGAAUUACUCGAGGACUAGCCCGUGCGUCUGCUAUCAGGUGGACGUCGACAUCGACGGUUUCUUCACAAAUCCCGGUCACAUUAUAUCAAGAUAUGGCGACGAAGAUGCUACAUGGGCUAGCCUAAUCAAUGAGAAGAGACCCGAUAAACUCCGCGUCCGCGCACUUUUUAUAGAAAACAUCUCAGGACCGAUGUUGCAAAUGCUUGGCGCAAAAUACAAUGUAGGACCCUCCUUCUGGUCAUCCGCUAUGAACUGGAUCCCGUCGAGGUUUCAAGAGGAGAUAGAACCCGGAAUUGGAGACCAUAUCACCAUCACCUUGACCUUCUUGCGAUCCAUGUCGAAUCAGGACACAGUGACGUUCGGGAAAUCGACCGAUACUCUCAGGCCAUCGGGGACUUUGCUUGGUACUCAAAGAAUUGAUCCUCAUUCGCCAUUAAUGCUUCACUCCAACAACAGGCUGCUAGUGCUAGACCUACUCGCUGUUCACCUUAUCCGAAACAUCAACGGGAGUACCAUCUUAUCAUUUCAUCCUACGUUGAAUCUUCCGACGACGUCGGCAGCAUUUCUCCACGAGCGAAUUCGUUAUGCUGGUCAGAACGUUUACUGGCAAAGUAUAUUCCAGAGAUCUGCAGAUUCUACCUUUGUCCUAUUAGCUUUUGUAUGGCAUGCAAUGUAUGGUUGGGAUGAAGCUCUGGAAAAUCUCUACGAUCACAUCUGCACCUUGGAAUCUCGUGUCAUCACAACCACGGAGGAUAUGCCUCUCACUCAUGAGCUUCACGUGAUAAGGGCGCACCACUUGCACUACACAUCCCUGCUCGACGACUACGCUAAGCAUGUUAUCUUCAUCCGGGAUACGCCCAGUCCUGCCAUGGACGGUAAAUCUGAAGAGGAACGUGAAUUUAGCAAGGCUAUCAUGGCACGGGAGUGUGCGAAUCUCUUGGUAGAGAUCAAGCGCCUUGAAGCCGAACUGUAUAUGCAAGAAAGGCGCCUGCAAAAUGUCUUGGAACUUGUUGAUAGGCGCUACACCCGCUUAAUUACGGAAGCCACCAUACGCGACAGUGCCGCGUCAUUCCUCGCAACGUCUCUCGAUAACAUUUUCAAGCAGGGCAUCUUUGGCAUGAAUGUCCGCGAAAUCAACCCAGGAACAACCGCUACCUUUGCCAUAUACGCCGCCCUCACAUUACCUCUUACGGCGUUGACCGUCUGGGUCGUCAUCGCAUUCCAGAGUACGGACCUAUAUCCCCCCAACACAAGCUUCCUAAGACGACUAGGUUGGCCUGUGAGACGGUUGCGUCGUCGUAAUCCAACCAAAUUUUUUUCCUCGUCGUCCAAUGCUACUGCCGUUGACGUUGAUACCCAUUCCACAAUCUCAGGAGCAUACCCUUGCUAG
Psilocybe cubensis is the source of this 1740-nucleotide messenger RNA. RefSeq lists its product as uncharacterized. The transcript has 11 exons. NCBI's taxonomy places the organism in Eukaryota, Fungi, Basidiomycota, Agaricomycetes, Agaricales, Agrocybaceae. The coding region runs from base 1 to 1740 and encodes 579 amino acids. The record is from RefSeq and is a predicted model, not a curated record.